Molecule: messenger RNA, 1915 nt
Organism: Dreissena polymorpha
Lineage: Eukaryota; Metazoa; Mollusca; Bivalvia; Myida; Dreissenidae
Product: transmembrane protein 26-like
Exons: 3
Coding region: 1-1032 (343 amino acids)
Source: RefSeq, a predicted model, not a curated record
AUGUUUCUAUUCGACGUCGCAAACGCGUUGGUUGUUCGUCUCGUGCUCCUCGUGCAUGCGGUUCUUGUGAUUUGGCUCGCUGAAAGCGUCACCCACAAUAGCACCUACUGGCUGCUGACAAUAGCCAUCGUGGGGAUGGUCAUAGAGGCCGCCGUAACCAUUUGCAAAAACCGGGCGCAGGAAUGGAAGUGGUUCUGUCCGUGCUUCUUGUCCUACCUGUGCAGCACAAUCCCGGGCAUCUGGGUGCUUGAACUGAACCGGAUGGAGGCGCUCUCAGAUAAUACAGACUCCAAUAACGCCACAUCCAUCCGCGCACAGGCCCUCGACGACAUUCAAGGGAUUCACUUUCCAAUCGAGAUGGAGACCAACACAUGGGUGAUGAUCACGGAGCAGCUCUUCCUAUACCUUAUCAUCCUGGCUCGUUGGAUCCUGCCAAGGGGCGAGAUCUCGCGAGAUGAACUGUCGCAGCUGCUCUUCGUCUUCAUUGGGAUAGCCGGAGACAUCUCCGAGUUGUUCGCCCUGUUCGAAGAGAGAAAGGUCCUUGAAAGCCCUAACAUUAUGUACGCCAUACUGUGUAUCUGGACCUUCAGCUUAGUCCAGUUCACGUUUGUGUUGACGUCAACACACAAUCCCAUCAAGUCGUCUGCUGGACCAACAUUUACGGCUGGAAAUGAGGAACUAGUUCAGGAUGAGGCCCCAGGGCAGAGAAGCUUUUUGGCGGAAAUGUUUCAAACGGAAGUGUGGAGCAUAUGCGUCAACUUUCUGUUCCAAGACGGCCCCUUCCUGGCUAUCCGGCUCUACAUAAUGGUAGGCAUGAAGCUUCUCACAUACAGCAUCAUAUUCUUCACUGCGAAGAACGCGCUGCUCACCAUGCUGCUAUUCUACCGCGUCAUUGUCGUCUGCUGCGAGCGGAAACGGAAAGUCGCGAGCGUAAGUGAAAUGUCUCCUGAUGAUUCGAAGCACAGCCUUCAGAUGGUGGAGGAACCUCCUUCUCCGAAAGGCGAAGAGGUAUACGCAGGGGAGGUCGCUUAAGUUAACGUUAAACUAACAAGGACUUUUUAAAUGACUCAAGAUCAUUACUAUUGUUACCCUUUGUUGUUUGUAAGUACAUGUACGUUUAUUAGUCAGACGUUACCAUAAUUAUGUUCGCAUGAUAUCAUCGGUCUAGAUCGAUCAGAUAAUCUCCUGUCCGAUGGUUGAAGGUUGAUAUUUCAAGAAAUACCGUUCCACCGAUUUGUUGAUCAGAUCACUUUCUGUCCGAUGAUGGACGGUUGAUACUUCAAGAAAGACUGUUCCUCCGAUUUCUGUAUCCAUAAGUGUGCAACCACACAUGACUACCGGUAGUUUUUUUUUCCCAAACGAAUGUGAGAAUACGGGAAUUUUCCAGAUUGAAACAAAAAAAAACGUUAAUUGUAUUUCGAUGAAACGCCGCGCAAAUAUGUAGUAAACACCGAGUUUUUAGUAUGUAUGUGUUGUUUAAAAAAUAAAUAUAUUUUAGUGUUGCUUGAACUGGUCGUUAUGACAGACUAUAUUGAUAUACUAAUGGUAUGUGAGUAUUGUAUGAAGAGCAGGAUGAGCAUGCUCGAUCGGCACGAAAUAUUUGAGCUUCUCUGUUCCUUAGCCUCGCAUGCUACAAUUCUACUCAUUACAUAACUCACAAAAUUCAUUUUAUAAUUAUAUUAUAUCUUAUGUCCCGUUUUAAAAACAAAAAUAACAAAGCAUCGAGAUUUUACUAAAUAAUAAUGUUUAAAAAAAAAUUCUCUUUUUUGCUGAUGUUGUUGUUAACAUCCAUGUAAAUCGUUUGUUUGUAUUUACCUGCACCCUUGCUUAUUUAUAGUUAUAUUGUGUUUCGAUCUUCGUAUCUUGUAUAUGGAGGAAUAAAAGUAAAAGCAAGUGUUCGUGCAUUUCAUACUUU